Nematolebias whitei (Rio pearlfish) is the source of this 1659-nucleotide messenger RNA. RefSeq names its product ring finger protein 220b (gene rnf220b). The transcript is spliced from 15 exons. The coding region runs from base 1 to 1659 and encodes 552 amino acids. Lineage: Eukaryota; Metazoa; Chordata; Actinopteri; Cyprinodontiformes; Rivulidae. Gene Ontology annotation, molecular function: metal ion binding; ubiquitin protein ligase activity. The record is from RefSeq and is a predicted model, not a curated record. Gene Ontology annotation, biological process: protein ubiquitination.
AUGGACCUCCACCGCCCCUUCAAGAUGGACAGUCCCUCCUACCUGCCAGCUCCACUGGCCUCCCCAGCCCUAAUGGUGCUAGCUUCCACUGCUGAAGCUGGCCGAGAUGCUUCUGUCCCCUGCCAGGCCCCCAGACCCUUCGGUGUCCCCAUCUCUGUAGAAAAAGACCUCCACCUACCUUUCCCUUCAGCCUCCUACACCUUUACCUCCCUGUACCAGCGGCAGGCCCCUAUGUCAGGCACUUUCCCGUCCCGAGACUUUCCGACCUCCCUGCUCCAUCUCCACCCUCAGUUCACCCCACCGAACCUGGACUGCCCGACUCUGGGCAUGCUUAACCACAGCGGGGUGGGCGCCUUCCGGCCUUUCGCUUCCCCACAAGAUGAGAGGGAACCUGGAGGUUACCAGUCAGCCUUCACUCCCGCCAAGAGGCUGAAGAGCUGCUUUCCUGACAUGGAGGGGAAGGAAUUUGACUUUGGUUCCUUGAAGGCCGGUGAGGAGACAGGGAGAAAGUUGUUCUCCAUGUCUGGCCUGCUGUCUGAUGGAGAGGCUUCGUCGAGCCCAGAGGAGCGUAAAGAGCACAGCAAAGUGAAGGGUCUGUAUGACUCCCAGGCGCCAGUCUGCCCAGUCUGUCAGGCCGUCCUGCGGCCCAGUGAGCUGCAGGAUCACAUGGAGCAGGAGUUAGCCAAACUCGCUCAGCUGCAGAUCAGUAUCACUCCAGUGCAACAUGACCACAUCAUGAGGACGCCGAAGUCUUUGUCCCUCUCUCUGCAUAUCAAACGAGAAGGAGGCUGUCCCACAUCACCUCCUCAACCGUCUGAGGAGCACCACUCAGAUCGAUACCAGACAUUUCUCCGAGUGCGGGCCAACAGACACACGAGACUAAACGUCGAUGACCUCUGCUGGUGCAGGUGCUACGUCAAAUCUGCCCUACUGCGCCCACACAGCGCAGGAGCCCACCUAGACUGCACACAAACUGUCAGGAUCGGAAAGCUGAAGAGGAGAAAACCAGAAGAUCUGCAGGAGGGUUCGGCAGACUUGGUGCCACUGGAGGACGAGUGGAAUGAGAGGAGACGGAUACAGAUGACAUCUGUAGGGUUUAAAGGUGCAGCAUUGGGAAGCAUAACUUCUAAAGAGUGUCGGGACAGCGACGCUGACCUUGAUGUUGACGGAGACGACACGCUGGAGUACGGCCGAGCGCAAUACUCAGAGACGGAUGUAAUCCCGUGUUCAGGAGAAAGCUCCAAGGUGUCAGCAGUGAACAGCAGCUUGGUGCCUGAUUCCAGACUUCACUUUGACUUUUCAAAACUGUCGAACGAUGGGAGUCCAUCAACAAGCAGUGCAGAGAAACAAGCUGGCAGCACAGCCUGUCUCCCAAAAACCUGCAAAAACACCGAGAUCGAGACGCUUUCAGAGGAUUCCACGUUGACAACGCUGGACGCACUUAAAGCUCGGAUACGAGAUUUGGAGAAACAGCUGUCUAAAGGAGACAGAUUUAAAUGCCUCAUCUGCAUGGACACGUACACCACUCCGCUCACCUCCAUCCAGUGCUGGCACGUUCACUGUGAGGAGUGUUGGCUGCGAACGCUGGGAGCAAAGAAGUUGUGUCCACAGUGCAACACCAUCACCUCACCUGGAGACCUGAGGCGGGUCUACCUCUAA